AAUGGCUAGUAAUCAAGAAAACUCACAAGAUAGAGAUGCUCCGGAUUCAAAUCCUCCACCUGAAACAUCAUCAAAAGAAGUUGCACGGGGCAUCACCAUUAUGAAGGGAAUCGUUCGAGAUAGAGACAAAGGAUUAAUAUAUAAUUUGGAAUGGAAUUCUAAUAACCAAGCAAUUGGUUCUAAUUCUGCAAAGUUGACAAGCUACAUUGGUACACUUAUUCGUUUGCAUAUUCCAAUCUCCGUACCUAAAUCAAAUCUGAAAAGCAAAGCGUUGGACGAGAAAAAAGAUAUGAUUUGGGACGAGCUUAAGAGGUCUUUUAAUAUACCAGGUGAGCGUAAAAGCUACAUACUUAGUUUGGCCGGAAAAAGAUAUAGAGGGUGAUAAGCUUUUUUAACAAACACCUAUCUUAAGGAUAAAGAUGGAAACUUUCUUGAAGAGGCACCGGGACGGCCAAAAAAAUAUGCUUUAGUUUGAUACAGGUUCAAUGGCUGUGCUUUAGUUUGUUUGAUACAGGUUCAAUGGCUAGUAAUCAAGAAAACUCACAAGAUAGAGAUGCUCCGGAUUCAAAUCCUCCACCUGAUACAUCAUCAAAAGAAGUUGCACGGGGCAUCCCCAUUAUGAAGGGAAUCGUUCGAGAUAGAGACAAAGGAUUAAUAUAUAAUUUGGAAUGGAAUUCUGAUAACCAAGCAAUUGGUUCUAAUUCUGCAAAGUUGACAAGCUACAUUGGUACACUUAUUCGUUUGCAUAUUCCAAUCUCCGUACCUAAAUGGAAUCUGAAAAGCAAAGCGUUGGACGAGAAAAAAGAUAUGAUUUGGGACGAGCUUAAGAGGUUUUUUAAUAUACCAGGUGAGCGUAAACGCUACAUACUUAGUUUGGCCGGAAAAAGAUAUAGAGGGUGAUAAGCUUUUAUAACAAACACCUAUCUUAAGGAUAAAGAUGGAAACUUUCUUGAAGAGGCACCGGGACGGCCAAAAAAAUAUGAGCUCUUCAUUAAUGAUGAAGAUUGGGCUGGGUUUUUAGAGCAAAUAGAUGAAGCUUUUCGGAAAAGGAGUGCCACAAAUAGUGCGAGAGCAUCAAAACCCGCGUAUCCAUACAAAAAAGGGUGUUUGGGAUAUGCACGCUUAGAGGAAAAAAUUGUAAGUAAAUAGAAAUGCGUUUUAAUUAAUUGUCUAAAUGUGUUUUA
Vicia villosa (hairy vetch) is the source of this 1184-nucleotide messenger RNA. RefSeq lists its product as uncharacterized. The record is from RefSeq and is a predicted model, not a curated record. The coding region runs from base 520 to 900 and encodes 126 amino acids. NCBI's taxonomy places the organism in Eukaryota, Viridiplantae, Streptophyta, Magnoliopsida, Fabales, Fabaceae. The transcript is spliced from 3 exons.